CCCCCCCCCCCCCCCCCUUGCAGAUCUACUAUAUCUUGAAAUUAAACAUAAAAGCAAACGAAUGAGUUUCCAAAGUCCUCGUUGCAAUCCCGGCGUUUUCCUAUCCUACUGCCGGAAAUGAUACCGGAAUGUCAUGGCCCGGUUUGGGCGAUCGACGACCUGUCUCGUUGCUUCCAACGAAAUUAUCUACAAGUUAUCUUUCCACUUACAGCAUGCGGCGUCUCUCUAUUGUUCAUCCUCCUUCGUAUUGCCUAUCGUUAUGCGGUUUCCCGGAAGGGUGCUUCCUACAAAAUCCUAAACGAUGAUCCCGCCGCAGCCGACACUCGAGAUGCUGGGUGCGUGGAAGAAGAGCAGGGCGAGGAAACCGACCCUAUGUUAUCCAAGGCGGCACAGGCCGAACAACUGGAGUUUGAAGUCGAUCGUCCUCGAGGCGAAAUUCUUGUCAUUGCCCUGGAGUUAGCGGCGUUGGUGGGAGAAGUGGCGGUAUUUAUUGCCAUUCUGUUAACCGAUGGCUGGGGCCACCAGGGUAAACUCCCUGCCGUGGCGAAGUUGAUCUCCUGGAGCUACAUCCUGUUCCUCGCGUCCGUGCGACUGCUUCUUUCGACUCUUGAGCUGCAUUCCUUCCCCAGACUAUGGAACCACACCGCUACAUUGUAUGGCCUGCAAUGGCUGUUCGCCGUGUUUGUCUUCCGCUCCGCGGUCAUUCACCCGAUUUCGGGACGUGCCGUGACUUUGAGCGCGAUCGAGUUCUCGCUGUCUACCUUCCUCCUGCUUCUUGCUAUGACCACUCGUAGAGGAAAUAAGGCGGUCUUGGUUCCGCAUGAGGACGGCCUCGAACCGGCAAGACAUCCGACUGCAAGCUUGCUAUCCCUUCUAACUUUCAGCUGGCUUGAUCCUCUCAUCUUCAAAGCCUGUAGACAGACUCUGGAGCUUGAGGAUGUUUGGAAUUUGACGGGCCCACAGAAGGCCGCCACUGUGCUUGAGGACUUCCGUCGGAGACAGUACAAGGGUUCCUUGACUUGGAAGCUCCUGCGCUACUUCAAGGGCACGCUUCUGGUGCAAGGCGCAUGGGCCGUGUUUGCGAACUGUUUUACCUACCUGCCCACCAUUCUUCUGAGGGCAAUCUUGCAGUACGUCGAGGAUCCCCGGUCCACCACGCCGAACGCCGCCUGGUUGUACGCUUUCUUGUUGUUUUGCUCCGGCGCGAUUCAAGGUGUUGCCGACGGACAAGGCCUCUUUAUCGGGCGCAAACUGAGUGUGAAACUCCGCGCUAUCAUUAUCGGCGAGAUUUAUGCCAAGGCGCUCAGACGUAAAGCCAGCGCCUCGACUGAUUCUUCGAAGAAGAAGACGGCAGAUGAACCUCCGGCUGAUAACAAAAAGAAGAGCAUCUUUUCCUUCGGUCGCAAGAAAAAGAAGGCAGCCAACGACCCCGAAACGGAUCCCGAGGAUGCGAAGAAGCCAGAAGCAGAAGACGACACUCAUCUGGCCAAUAUUGGUACAAUCAUCAACCUGAUGGCAAUCGAUUCCUUCAAAGUCAGCGAAGUCGGUGCUUACCUCCAUUUCCUGUGGGCUAGCGUGCCAGUGCAGGUUAUCAUCGCCGUAACCCUCUUGUAUCGACUGCUUGGAUUCAGCUCGUUCGCUGGUAUCGUCAUUAUGGUUCUCAUGCUACCCGUCAACAUCUUCAUCGCCAAACAAUUCACCAAGGUCCAGAACCAAAUUCUGGCCGGUACCGAUGCUCGCAUUCACGCCACCAACGAGAUUCUCCAGAAUAUCCGGAUCAUCAAGUAUUUCGCUUGGGAGCAGCGGUUCGAAGACAUUGUGAACGAAAAGCGAAAGGCGGAACUCAAAGCCUUGCGCUUCCGUUACAUUAUCUGGUCAACGGCGGCAACGGUCUGGUAUGGGACGCCGAUUCUUAUUACCUUCGCCUCGUUCUUCCUUUACACCGUGGUUGAGAAGAAGGAUCUGACUCCGUCGGUUGCAUUCCCUGCUUUGUCCAUGUUUUCUCUGCUCCGGAUCCCUCUGGAUCAACUUGCCGACAUGCUGGCUCACGUGCAAGAGUCUAAAGUCUCCCUGGAUCGUGUUGAUAAAUACCUCAACGAGGAGGAGACCGACAAGUACCAUCAGCUGGAGCCCGAGGAAGACGACGGGCAACCCCCCAGAAUCGCACUGGACAACGCCACGCUGACCUGGGGAUCCUCCAAGGGACAGAACCAGGAUGAGACCUCGGAUGAGACCGCAGAAGCAUUCCGUUUGAUCAACCUCAAUGUCUCCUUCCGGAUCGGAGGUCUCAAUAUCAUUGCGGGUCCCACGGGAUCUGGAAAGACAUCGGUUUUGAUGGCCUUGCUUGGAGAAAUGAAGCUCUUGGAAGGACGGGUUCACCUGCCCGGUGGCACAGUCAGCCGAGUGGAACUUCCCGUGGACCCUCAGACAGGGCUUAUCGAAAGUGUCGCGUACUGUGCACAAGAGGCUUGGCUCGUGAAUGACACGGUCAAAGAAAACAUUGUCUUUGCGUCUCCCUUCGACCAGCGCCGCUAUAACGCCGUGCUCAAGGCAUGUGCCUUGGAGCGAGAUUUGACCAUUCUUGAUGCUGGUGACCAGACAAUGGUCGGCGAGAAGGGCAUCAGUCUUUCCGGAGGUCAGAAGCAGAGGAUUUCUCUUGCACGUGCUAUCUACAGCAGGGCUCGGCAUAUUCUGUUGGAUGAUUGCUUGAGUGCCGUUGAUUCCCACACAGCCAAACACAUCUUCAGGGAAGCUCUUACAGGACCUUUGAUGAUGAACCGCACUUGCAUCCUCGUCACACACAAUAUUGCCUUGACUGUUCCACAGGCACACCACGUGGUCGUUCUGGACAACGGUAAAAUUGUCGCCCAGGGCGAACCGGAUGAGGUUGCAGCUUCGGGCUCCCUGGGUGAAGAUCUUCUCAAAUCCCGACCGACCUCCAGAUCUAGCUCACAGCGCCCGUCCCGCGGACAGACUGGUUUGGAAGAACAAGGCGAUGAGGAUUCCCACGCCAAUGGUACUGCCACUAAUGGCUCUGCCGCCAAGGGUACAAAGCAGGAGGAUGCCCGUCCCAAGCUGGUGGAGUCGAAGGCGGUUGGCAGUGUCCAAUGGUCCACUGUCAAGAUGUAUCUCAAGUCCAUGGGUUCCUGGUACUACUGGGUCUGUGCCGUGCUUGUCUUUUCUCUGCAGCAAUUGGGAUCUGUCUCCACCAACGUCUGGAUCAGACAGUGGGCGAAUUCCUAUCGUACCGAAGAGCUCGGAACGGAAGAUGCGGGCAAUUACGCCGCGAUGGCAAAUUUGAAAUUCCCAUCCUUCAACGUUGGAAGUGUCCCACGGAGCUCGCCCGUAGGCUCUCCUCACAUCAAUGCGCAGGCCGCCACGACUUCGUCAUCGAAUGUGAACGUUUCGUACUACCUUGGCGUCUACGCGCUUCUUGGUGUCGUUUACCUUAUGAUAUCUUUGACCAGAGAAGCAGUCCUUUUCUGGGGCUCCCUGCACGCAUCGUUCAAGAUCCACCAGCGUCUUCUCAAGACCGUGAUGCACGCAAAGUUCAAGUUCUUCGACUCGACACCCCUUGGUCAAUUGAUGAACCGAUUCUCCAAGGAUGUUGAAGCAGUCGAUCAAGAGGUUGCUCCGGUGGCAAUCGGUGCGCUCCACUGUCUCGCAUCGGUCAUCAUGAUUGUCGUGCUUAUUUCGGUUAUCACGCCUGGAUUCUUGAUUGCGGGCGUCUUCAUUACGCUCGUAUAUUUCGCGCUGGGUGCGGUCUACUUGAACUCAUCUCGUGAUCUCAAGAGGCUGGAGUCUGUCCAGCGCAGUCCGUUGUACCAGCAAUUUGGCGAGACUCUUAACGGUAUUGUCACUAUUCGUGCCUAUGGCGACGGGCCCAGAUUUAUCGUGGACAACCAUCGCCGGAUCAACAACUACAACCGGCCUCACAUUUACCUCUGGGCGAGCAAUCGCUGGCUGGCACUCCGUGUCGACAUCACAGGUGCUUUGGUCUCCUUUUUCACUGCCGUUUUCAUCAUCACGAACAUUGGCAAGGUCGACGCCGGUGCUGCCGGUCUUUCAUUGACGUACGCGGUCACCUUCACCGAGAACAUACUGUGGCUGGUCCGACUCUACUCUGAGGUUCAACAGAACAUGAACUCCGUUGAGCGAGUCAACGAGUACCUCGGCGUCGAGCAGGAGGCUGAGGCAGUCAUUGCCGACUCGAGGCCUCCGGCAAACUGGCCCAGCGCCGGUGCUGUUGACUUCAGCAACUAUACCACCCGGUAUCGCCCUGACCUCGAUCCCGUUCUGCGCGGAGUCUCUUUCACGGUGCAGGCCGGUGAGAAGGUUGGCAUUGUUGGUCGCACUGGCGCCGGUAAGAGCUCUCUGGCUCUUGCCCUGUUCCGCGGCCUCGAGGCAGAAAAGGGACACAUCGAAAUCGACGGCGUAAAAAUCGAUGCCAUUGGUUUGCGUGACUUGCGAGAGGCCAUCACCAUUGUGCCUCAAGACCCCACUCUCUUCACCGGAACGAUCAGGAGCAAUCUUGAUCCGUUCAACCUGUUCACCGACGAGGAGAUCUUCACGGCGCUUCGAAGGGUGCAUUUGAUUGGGCCCGGCACUUCGGGGACUGCGACUCCCGUGGCAGGCAGCACGAGCACCGGGACCGAGCCAGGCGCGAUCAACGUAAACGGAUCUCUGGUCCUGGAUAACAAGAACGUCUUCCUGAAUCUGGAGACUGCGGUAUCCGAAUCCGGCUCGAACCUCUCGCAAGGCCAAAGACAGCUCCUGUGUCUUGCGCGUGCCCUUCUCAAGAACCCCAAGGUUCUCAUGAUGGACGAAGCCACGGCUUCCAUCGACUACAACACGGAUGGCAAGAUCCAGGAGACGCUCCGUGAGCUCCGUGAGAGCACUAUCAUCACCAUCGCGCAUCGUCUCCAGACCAUCAUCGAUUACGACAAGGUUCUUGUGUUAGAUCACGGCCGGGUUAUUGAGUACGAUCACCCCUGGACGCUGAUCACCAAGGAGGACGGACUCUUCCGAAGCAUGUGUGAAAAUAGCGGGAACAUGGAGGUUCUCGAAGAGGGCGCGAAGAAAGCAUGGGAAAACAAACGUCUCGUGGAUGAUUCUUAGACCGCGAAAAAACAUUAUCCCCUUUCUUAAUUAUACAUAAUUGUCUUAUUAUUCUUGUUCAUGUUUCAUCUAUACUCCGUCUUUCUUUCUCCCUCUGGCUCUCCUGGUUUAGAUGGAUGAGCGCGAGAGGAUGCGAAAAAAGGCGACUUGAAAAACAAAAAGUUGUGAAUCCGAAGAUGACCGUAUUCUUACUCUUACCACCUGCUCCAGGGUAUAUCGUUACUACGAUCGUUGGCGUUUCAAGUCUUUUUUGUCUCCCUGUUCAUUGGAAUAGUGUUCGUUUCAUGUCCUGCGUUGCAUGGGUUGCAAGCAUAAAUAAGUGGAUGAAAAACUUGUCGACAUGCGCAGAUGACCUGAUAGACCAUUGAAGAUGAUCGUUAAGAUGCGAAUCGAG
Molecule: messenger RNA, 5512 nt
Organism: Aspergillus steynii IBT 23096
Lineage: Eukaryota; Fungi; Ascomycota; Eurotiomycetes; Eurotiales; Aspergillaceae
Product: putative ABC bile acid transporter
Exons: 2
Coding region: 118-5118 (1666 amino acids)
Biological process (GO): transmembrane transport
Cellular component (GO): fungal-type vacuole; fungal-type vacuole membrane
Molecular function (GO): ATP binding; ABC-type peptide transporter activity; ATP hydrolysis activity
Source: RefSeq, a predicted model, not a curated record